This is a messenger RNA of Rubroshorea leprosula, 1516 nucleotides long. NCBI's taxonomy places the organism in Eukaryota, Viridiplantae, Streptophyta, Magnoliopsida, Malvales, Dipterocarpaceae. The record is from the annotation of a GenBank genome assembly.
GCAAAGGGAAAAAAAAAAGGGGGCUGAAACCCUUUGAGGAACAGAAAAUUUUCCUUCUUUGGGCUAGGAAAUGUCUUCCUAUGGUUACCCGUACACGGGCUAUUGUAGCCAAAAUGGGGAGGGAUCCUAUAUGGGUGAUUGGAACUCUGAUCAUGUCUGCAGGCCAGUGCUCAUCGAUGCUGAAGGGAGAAAGAGGCCAAUCAUUUCUUACAACAUUCCGAACAACUGUGAGUACUAUGUUUUAAAAACUGAAGCAGUUGUUCAGGGCACUGUCGACUCAGGUUAUGACUACAAACAAAGCCUCCCAACAAGGGUUGAGCCAGCCAGGACCUAUGGAGGCGUUGCGGACGGUAAAUGGGUCAGGCCUUCUAGCCCGGUUCGUCGUUCCAUGGAAGAAAAAUUGAAUACACGGUCACCUGUUAAUGGUUUCCCACCAAAGGCCAACGAAGUCCAGGGUCACUACAAAACUAGCUAUCCAACACGGCCACUCAGGACAAAUAAUGGCUGUGCCGUGGAAUUGAAGAGCUAUAUUCCUCCGAGUCGUGUUACAUAUUCUGAACCUGUCUAUGGUGACCCGCAGAAGUUUGAUGAGUACAACGAAGAUGAGGCGUUUCCAAUGGUUGAGCCGGUUCCAACUCAUGGCAGUGUUCCAGAAGAGAAAUGGGGUAGGCCUAAACCUGGGAAGUUCAAUGAAAACCACACAGGAGAAAAAUGGCAGAGGCCUUCAAGUCCUAUUCGUGAGUAUGAACCUGACAAGGUCAAUGAGUUCCUUGACAAUGUCCAGAUUGAAGCUAGUCAGCCCAGGUUCCCACCAUCGAGGGCAAGAUAUUGGCCACAAGCACCUCAAGUUACAACGAGGUAUGGUUACGAUGGUGACUUGGGCAACAAGUCAGGGCAAAGCACAAGUGAUCCACCUAUGGUCACUACUGGUGGACGGUCUAGGCCAAGUCCAGCAACAUGGGCGUCAGCGCCAGAAGGAUCCCUCACCAAACCAACAAAUGAUAUCAACACGGCCAUGGGAUACCUCUUGGAAAGUGCAAAACCUUCUCCUCCUCCUACUUCUCGAGUUGCAAUGCCCAUCUCAACAGGAUUGAGUGCGGAUUCCUAUACCUCAACCAUUGACAGUAGAGAAGCUGCAAGGAGAUAUGGUAAUUUCAAUUUCCCUAAUAACCCAAAAAAUGAACCUUACACAAAAACCAUUGAUAGUAGGGAAGCUGCAAGGAAAUAUGGUGGCCAAAGAGUGUGAAAGUAAGAAAAAUGGGGAAAAAAAUUAAUUAGUGAUGAUGGAUCAUGCUAUAUUAAGCUGAGUUUUUAACUAAAGUGCUUCUUAAAGUUAAUAAGUUGCAUUACCAAUAUGCUUUUUCUUUUUACAUUGUCUCCCCCAAUUAAAAAAAAAAAAGAAAAAAGAAAAAGAAAAAAACCUUGUCUUGAUUGUAUUGUAGUAUUGGUAUUGUGGUAUGAGGAUGUGCCUACAAAUAUUGCUCGUGUUGUGUUACAAUAAGCUAAUGAAUCUUAU